Ostertagia ostertagi is the source of this 819-nucleotide messenger RNA. The record is from the annotation of a GenBank genome assembly. Lineage: Eukaryota; Metazoa; Nematoda; Chromadorea; Rhabditida; Trichostrongylidae.
AUGGCAGAGUAUUUUUAUUGCAGAUUCAUUGGAGAUUAUGGAAAACUUGUGAUUCCUUUCACCUUCAAAAAGGAUAUUCGGAACACUAAUCCCUUUUCCCCGUCAUUGCGUGAAAGAACAAAGCGGAUCGCAAAGGAGUUGGCGUCGAUGCCUAACGCUCUUCCCCUGAAUGCAAGUAACAGUAUUUUUAUUUGCGUUGACGAAGGAAGGUGCGAUAUCAUUAAGGUGUUGAUUUCUGGUCCAGACGAUACACCUUACGCCAACGGCCUGUUCGAGUUCGAUGUAUUCUUCCCAACAAGCUAUCCUUACGCUCCUCCGAAAUGUGCCUUUCUGACGACUGGUGCGGGCAAUGUCAGGUUCAAUCCCAAUCUUUACAAUGAUGGAAAAAUCUGUCUGUCAAUACUCGGUACUUGGGAAGGACGACCUGAAGAAAAAUGGAACUCAUACUGCUCACUGAUGCAAGUGCUGAUUAGCAUCCAGGGGCUCAUUUUCGUGAAAGAGCCAUACUUCAACGAACCUGGAUUCGAGAAAUAUCAGGGAACUGAGAAAGGUGACGACUGUUCGAAGAAAUACAAUCUUCAAGUUGAACAUGCGACUCUUAACUACGCUAUCAGAGCUCAACUUGAAAAUCCGCCAGAGUAUUUUAAGAAUGUUAUACAACGGCAUUUCUGGCUAAAGAGGCAUGCAAUCAUCGAACAGGCGAAAAACUGGAUGACAGAAAUGAGAAAAGAUGCGAAUGAAAGUGAGCGUUCUCCGAAACGCAGAGAAGUUCCUUCCUUCGAAUCCCUGUAUAACCCCUAUCAUCAGUUAAGUGCUUAA